UCCACUCGUCGCACGCAAGCGCAAAUGGCUCUAAAAAAAGUCCAGUUCCAAACCUAGACUAGACUCCUCACCGAGGCGACGACGCAAGCAGCUCAGCGCGCCGCCGCUGCCCCGUCCCGUCCCGCGCCACGCCGGCGCCUCCCACCCCGUGCCCGCCGGAUCCUCGUUCCACGCGCCUGGACCGGUCGAGAGGAGCGGAGAUCCAUCCAUCCGGCCGUCGGUCGGUCUCGUCGUCUGUCGUUGGCUGUAAUGAAAAGCUGGGCCUGCUAGAGCCAGGAGUUUUCGUUGCAAAUCUGCGUCUCCGCUAUGGGUUCAGGCAACUUGAUCGUGAAGAAGGUGGUAAAGCACAGCUCUUUUGAUCUGGACAUUCAGCUCGAUAAGAGUUGGAUGGAGGACGUUACCUGCCCGAUCUGCCUUGAUUACCCUCACAAUGCAGUCCUACUGAGAUGCACAUCUUAUGAGAAAGGCUGCAGGCCGUUUGUUUGUGAUACAGACCAGACCCGUUCCAACUGUCUUGAGAGAUUUAAAUCUGCAUAUGAACUGCCUUCCAAUGCGAAAGUUUCAUCUUUUGCCAUGCCUCCUCUCGAUAGCAUCAUUCAUAUUGUGCCAUCGAACGCAAACAACCGCCCCAGCUGCCCUCUGUGUAGGGGUGAUGUUAUUGGAUGGAUUGUUAUUGGUGAGGCUCGGCAGCAUCUUAAUCAGAAGAAAAGGUGCUGUGAAGAGGAUUGCUGCUCGUUUGUCGGUAACUUCAAUGAGCUUCAGAAGCACACGCAACAAAAGCACCCGGAUUCACGCCCUUCAGAGAUUGAUCCUGCUAGACAAGUUGACUGGGAGAAUUUCCAGCAAUCUUCUGAUAUUGUAGAUGUCCUGAGCACAAUACAUGCACAAGUUCCCAAUGGGAUAGUUCUGGGAGACUAUGUGAUUGAGUAUGGAGAUGAUGACAAUGGUGAGGACUAUGAAGUUUUCCGCGGCGUCAGGACUCACUGGUGGUCAUGUAUAUUCUGCAAGGCGUUUUCGAGAUCUUCAAGAAGUCGUAGAAGAGCGAGGGAAAGAAGGGGCGGUGGAAGGAGGAUUGGGAACCAAGCUAAUCUAGAAAAUUUUAACAUCGAGGUUCCAGCACAAUCUGUUGAAUUAAGGGAAAUUAGAUUUGAUGAAAUUGAUGAUGAAUACAUAGUCACAGGGGCCAUUCCUAGUAUGGCAACACCUGGAAGAAUGGCUAGUUUCCAUUACAGGGACACAAGAUACGGACGUUGAUGCAUAGAAUCUGCAGUAAAAAAAGAAAAGAAAGGAAAUAGCUGUUACGCGAUGUACCGAUCAUCAUAACCAUUGUACCCCGCCACGCCCCGCCCAUUUGAAUUCCUUUUCCGCCGUUC
Zea mays is the source of this 1373-nucleotide messenger RNA. RefSeq lists its product as uncharacterized. Lineage: Eukaryota; Viridiplantae; Streptophyta; Magnoliopsida; Poales; Poaceae. Bases 307 to 1254 code for a protein of 315 amino acids. The record is from RefSeq and is marked predicted. The transcript has 3 exons.